AAAAUUCCAAAGUAGCACGAAAAAAACGCAUCGAUUCAAUUAUUGUUUUUUUUUCUAAUUCAAAGAUUUGGAUAAAGCGCGCGCUUAUAUUCAUCUUUUUUAAUACGUAAAAAUUUGUGUGUUUUGAAUUUUCUGUUGUUGUUGAAAACAUUUCAAAUGUAAAAUGGCAUUUGCAAUAUAUUUACGUCAUCAACGUGAUUUUCAACCUGAACAUCCACAAAUUUUGGAAAAAAAUAUUAAUGAUCCAAAUGUACGAUUUACAUUUGUUGAUUUUAUACCAGGUGUUAUUAAACCUGCUGGUUCUGUUAUGUCACAAUCAUCGGUUGAAUAUCAUUCAUUCAGUACAAUGAUUAAAGUUGCCAAUCAAUGGCUACAAAAUCAUCAUGAUGAAUGGGAAUUUAUAAAUGGUGAAACAAUAAUCAUACCAAUCAAAUAUAAUGAUCAAAAUCAAUGUUAUGAAUUAAAAACAAAUGAUUGUUGUUAUUAUAUUUAUGGUUCUGAAACGAAUAAUGUUUUACGAGCAUUUAGACUUUGGAUACGAAGACGACGACGACGACAGUUACACAAACGACAAAACAAUCAACAAAUUUGCUUCAAAGAUAUAAUACCACGAAUGAAAAAUGAUAUUACAUGUGAAUUUGAAGAUCUUGAUGAUGUUAUUAAACGUUUUAAUGAUGAAAUUAUACAGAAUAAUGGUUUUGAUGGUCGAAUUCUGGCAAUUGAAAGUGCAAGCUAUGAUGCUAAUCUUGAAUGGGAAAUUAAUACUGAACAAACAUUAUCAAUAUUAUCAACAAAAAAUCUAUUUAUAUUAAGAAUUUUUUAUGAAACAUUAAAUAAUGAUAAUCAAGAAAAAUUAUUAAUACAAAUCGGUAUUGAAGAUUUUCAUCCACGACAAUUAACAAGAUCAACAUUUUUUCGUCGUCCAAAAUUUGAAUGUUUUGAUCAGGUUAUUGAACGUGGUUCAUUAUGGUUACGACAACAAACGAAUCAACAACGACAACGACAAUUUUUAAAUGCACAAUCAUUGGAUGUUAAAAUGAAAUCCACCAAUCCAAAAAAUGGUAGCAGAUCAAUGGCAUUCACUGAACAUGGUGCCUAUAUGCGUAUAUUUCGUAUUUGUUUCUUUGAAUCAAUUGAAUCAGAAUCAUCAAUAUUACAACAGCAGCAACAACAACAGCAAUCAUCAUCACCACCACCAAUGAUUAAUCUUGGCAAUCGAUUAUUUACACCAACUAAACGAACCGAUACAAUUACCGAUAUUGUACAACAAUUACAUGAUUGGAUUAAACAUUAUACAGAAAAAUUACGAUUACGACAGAAAACAUUGGAUGAUAUGGAUGAAAUAAUGAUGAUGACUAAAGAAUCAUCAUCAUCAUCAUCACCACCAUUAAUCAACGAUGAUGUUGAUGAUGAUCGUAUAUUAUCAGCUGAAACUGUUGAAAUAUUUAUGAAAGAAUUACCAACAAAUCGUUCGGAUAUUGAACGUGCUGCAAAUGAUGAUACAUUUCUUGUCAAUCGUUUUGGUAAUAAAAAUGCUUAUCUAUUUUUUUCAUUUCGUUUAUUUUAUGAUUCAACAUUAACAAUGAUAUCGGAUUCGAUUACAAAUAUGACAAAUUUAAGUGAAACAAUGUCAACUAUUAGUAGUAAUGCAGAUUCAUCAUGGACAAUCGAUAUAUGUUCCAAUGAUAAUAAUAAUAAUGAUGAUGAUGAUGAUGACGAUAAACAAACGGAUCAAAAAUCAUUACUAUCGGAAUCGACAAUAACAACA
Dermatophagoides pteronyssinus (European house dust mite) is the source of this 1768-nucleotide messenger RNA. RefSeq lists its product as uncharacterized. The record is from RefSeq and is a predicted model, not a curated record. Lineage: Eukaryota; Metazoa; Arthropoda; Arachnida; Sarcoptiformes; Pyroglyphidae.